UCCUGGAAGAGGUUCGAGCCAAAAGCUCUCCGCUGCCCGACUUUCUGUCGACAUUCCUCCGUGUGUCCGCUCCACAGAGCGCAGCCAAACGAUUCACGGUGCGUAAUUACGCACGGGCCGACUGAUCCGCGGUGUUAUUCGCCGGCGGACAAAGGAAGGCAGACAGACUGGAGUACAACUGAGUUGAGAAGAGAGGAGUACACUGCUGGAGGGGAAACGAGGGGAAUCUGGAGUCGGAAGUGAUUAGUCUUUUUUUUACUCUCAGGGUUUUCGGGGAAGAAGGGAUUCAGUUUGGAAACCUUUUGCAGAAAAGGACAGAAAAGUGGAGCGUUGAGAGGAAUCAGCCCCAAACAGCACCAGAUCCUCGGAGCAUGGGAGUUGUCAGCCAGCUGUAAAAUGUUCCCGCUACAUCGAGAGAGGGAGCAGCCGAUCUUCAGCGCCAGAGCUCACGUCUUCCAGAUCGACCCGGCCACCAAACGCAACUGGCUGCCGGCCAGCAAGCACGCCGUCACCGUGUCCUUCUUCUACGACGCCAGCCGCAGCGUGUACCGCAUCAUCAGCGUGGGCGGGACCAAGGCCAUCAUCAACAGCACCAUCACCCCCAACAUGACCUUCACCAAAACCUCCCAGAAGUUCGGCCAGUGGGCCGACAGCCGGGCCAACACGGUGUACGGGCUGGGCUUCUCCACGGAGACGCAGCUGCAGCAGUUUGCGGAGCAGUUUGCGGAGGUGAAGGAGGCGGCGCGUCUGGCCAGAGAGAAGUCUCAGGAGAGGUUUGAACUGGCCAACCCGGCGCUCAACAUCGCUGCUCCAGAGUUGUCGGAGGAGCGCCACUCUCCACCGCUGCUGACCGUCAACGGGCCGGGAGAGGAGAAGCUGUUCCGCAGCAAGAGCGCCGAGGUGGAGCUGACGGCGGAGAAGGAGAGAGUCAAGAAGAUGUUGUCUGAAGGGUCCAUGUGUGAGAUCAACCUGGAGGCGGAGCUCUUCACGCUGCAGGACAGCAACGCCAAGCUGGUGGAGGCGCUGCAGGAGGCCAACAGCAGCGUGGAGACCUGGAAGAACCAGCUGGAGGAGUACCAGGAGGAGACGGAGCGCCUCAAACACCAGGUGGCGGAGCUGGAGGCCCAGCUGGGACGUCCUGCUCCCAGUCAGACCAGUAAAGAGGAGCUGAGUGAGUCUCUGGAGGAGCUGGAAGCUCUGCUGAGAGACAAAGAUCAGGAAAUUCACAAACUACAGAGCAAGAAAACAGAUGUGGGAGAGCUGGAGAAGGAGAGAGAGGAGGCCAUGCAGAGACUCCAGGAUCUGGAGAGGCAGAACGUGGAGCUGGAGGAUCGAGUCCAGAGCGCCGAGCAGACGCUGGCGUCCAGCCGGGCGGAGCAGCAGCAGAACGAGGCCGAGGUCCAGCGCAUCAUCGGAGUCCUGGACCUCAAGAUCUGUGACCUGAACCACCUGAGACAGAGUCUGGCCAAACUCAUCGACAAGUAGCUCAGCAGCACCGGCUGCAUCUCCACAGUCACAUGAUCAUCUCCACAGUCACAUGAUCAACCAUCUCCACAGUCACAUGAUCAUCUCCACAGUCACAUGAUCAACCAUCUCCACAGUCACAUGAUCAUCUCCACAGUCACAUGAUCAUCUCCACAGUCACAUGAUCAUCUCCACAGUCACAUGAUCAUCUCCACAGUCACAUGAUCAUCUCCACAGUCACAUGAUCAUCUCCACAGUCACAUGAUCAUCUCCACAGUCACAUGAUCAACCAUCUCCACAGUCACAUGAUCAUCUCCACAGUCACAUGAUCAUCUCCACAGUCACAUGAUCAUCUCCACAGUCACAUGAUCAUCUCCACAGUCACAUGAUCAUCUCCACAGUCACAUGAUCAUCCAUCAGGCCUGAUGUGUGUUUCUCUGGUUUAUAACAGAGAAACAGUCAAAGCAACAUGCAGCUCUUUACCUUCAGCAGCUCUUCACCUUCAGCAGCUCUUUACCUUCAGCAGCUCCGUUUCCAGCCAAACGGCAAAUAUCAGAAAUCUCUUGAAGGUGCUUUGAUCAGAAUAAAACAUAAUUAUCACAUUCUCACUGCAACCUUGGUAUGAUUAUCAUAAGCACUUGACAGUGAUCUGAGUGGCUUCUACUACUUGUUAUUCCAUCUCACAGUCCUUCAGCUGAAUAUUAUCAUUUCACAGUCCUUCAGCUGAAUAUUAUCAUCUAGAGGAAAAUAUGGUUUCUACACCAGGUUUCACUGUUUUCACCUUCUGACAUCACUGAGAGUCUGAAAGCUUCAGAUGAAUCUGCUCUGGAAGAACAGCCCCUCCUCUUCUUGAUGUGUGC
This is a messenger RNA of Centropristis striata (black sea bass), 2324 nucleotides long. RefSeq names its product homer protein homolog 3-like. Bases 397 to 1485 code for a protein of 362 amino acids. Gene Ontology annotation, cellular component: dendrite; cytoplasm; postsynaptic density. The transcript has 10 exons. Gene Ontology annotation, molecular function: G protein-coupled glutamate receptor binding. NCBI's taxonomy places the organism in Eukaryota, Metazoa, Chordata, Actinopteri, Perciformes, Serranidae. The record is from RefSeq and is a predicted model, not a curated record. Gene Ontology annotation, biological process: regulation of store-operated calcium entry; G protein-coupled glutamate receptor signaling pathway.